CUCAAACGGUCGGAAAAGUGCUCUGAUUGCAGCAAAAAAUUAAAAUAAUUGUGAAAAAUCCCAAAACGGAAUAAAAACUUGUAAAAAAUAUUUUUUGUGAUUAAAUUUUAAAAGAAAAAAAAAAUAAAAGAAAAUGCCUGGCAGACCAUUGUGGCAGAUCGCUGGAAAGCGCGACCCCAACGAAGAAGCUCAAGCCCAACGUUGGAUCGAAACCAUCAUUGGAGAACCUUUCCCCUCGAACCUUUGCUAUGAAGAUGCCCUCCGCAAUGGGGUUAUUUUGUGUAAACUCAUGAGCAAACUCUCACCCGGCUCCAUCAACAAAAUCAAUACCUCGGGAGGCGAUUAUAAAUUCAUGGACAAUUUGAACCAAUUCCAACGUGCAAGUAUCGCGUAUGGCGUAGCCGAUGUUGAUUUGUUCCAAGCUGUGGAUUUGGUUGAAAAGAAGAAUAUCAACCUUGUCACUCAAACAAUCUUCGCUAUUGGUCGUGCUUGCUACCGUCAUCCUGAAUUCCGUGGACCUUACUUGGGACCCCCUCCAGCGCAAGAAAAUCGCCGCAACUUCUCCGAAGACACACUCCGUGCUGGCGAAGCUAUCAUCGGCUUACAAGCUGGAACCAACAAGGGAGCAUCUCAAUCUGGACAGAACUUUGGCGCUACCAGAAAGAUUUUGUUGGGCAAAUAAAUCAAAUUUUGAUGAUUGGACGAAUGCGAAGAUGAGAUCGAACAUAUUUUUAAUUUAAUUUGUGUAGAGAAAGCUUUUUAAAUUACAAUUUAUUUUAAUUAUUAUUAUUAUUUUUUUUCAUUGGUAAUGCUUUUUUGUAAUAGAUUUUUUUUUUGCGUAAAUAAUUUUAAAAUUAAUUUUUGUAUGAGAAAAAUAUUUGAUGAUGAAACAGCAAAAAAGUAACAAAUAAACUGAUGAUUCUGACAUUU
Molecule: messenger RNA, 930 nt
Organism: Culicoides brevitarsis
Lineage: Eukaryota; Metazoa; Arthropoda; Insecta; Diptera; Ceratopogonidae
Product: muscle-specific protein 20-like
Exons: 5
Coding region: 134-682 (182 amino acids)
Biological process (GO): actin filament organization
Cellular component (GO): actin cytoskeleton
Molecular function (GO): actin filament binding
Source: RefSeq, a predicted model, not a curated record